This is a messenger RNA of Aspergillus terreus NIH2624, 336 nucleotides long. RefSeq lists its product as uncharacterized. Gene Ontology annotation, cellular component: membrane. The transcript has 2 exons. Gene Ontology annotation, molecular function: transmembrane transporter activity. The coding region runs from base 1 to 336 and encodes 111 amino acids. The record is from RefSeq and is a predicted model, not a curated record. Lineage: Eukaryota; Fungi; Ascomycota; Eurotiomycetes; Eurotiales; Aspergillaceae.
AUGGCUGGCGCGUUUUCCGGUCUCCUUGCGUUUCUUAUUAGCAAGAUGGAUGGUGUUGGCGGACUGGAGGGUUGGAGGUGGAUCUUCAUCCUAGAGGGGAUAGCGACAGUUUUAGUCGCUACGGUAUCCUACUUCCUUAUCUGGGACGAACCCUCUACUGCCACAUUUCUUUCGGAAAGCGAGAAAGCCAUCAUCAUCGACUUAUUGGCGGACUCUCGCGCAAGCAUCAGGGCAAAUCAACUGGAGGAAAGAAGCGCUACCGACUGGAAGCAAGUUAAACUCGCACUUGUCGACUGGCAGGUGAGUGACCUGAUUCCCAGCGUGAAUGACGACUAA